CCCCACUUUUUAUUCACGCGGCUGUACUGCACCUGCCUGCACAUAAACAUAGUCCCUCGCAUUGCAUGUAGGUGCAAAUAUGCCAAUUUGCGGGGCUAGUCAAUUUCAGAUUUCACCCUAGGACAUCCCUAGGACAGAAGCACAGCAAGACACAUAUAAGAAGAGAAUACCCCGUCACUUUUGUAGUAUUGUGGUUUUGGUUUGAAAGAUCAGAAGUCGAAAUCCCAUCCCAUCAUGCCUGUGUCUAUGACCUCGUCCGUGCAUUCGGAGCUUGUGAGAAACCAUAAUAAAAAUGCUAUCAAGCCUCCAUCAUUGACCGCAAGAUCCAUCAAAAAGUAUUUUGCCACUAGAUUCUCGACGCUUUUUGUAUCGAAAGAAGAAAGGGCACAAUACACAUGGAGCCAAAUGCUCAACCCAUUUGGAGAUUUAAAGCACAUGACUUUGAGAAAUUGGAACUUCUUCUUCAUGGGUUUCGCAGCAUGGACAUGGGACUCGGUCGAUUUUUUUGCUGUUUCUUUGAACGCCAGCAGUAUGGCAGAAACAUUUGACAGAAGCGUCAAGGAUGUCACGUGGGGUAUUACUUUGGUGUUGAUGCUAAGAUCGGUGGGCGCCUUGCUUUUUGGGUACUGGGGUGACCGGUACGGUAGAAAGUGGCCCUAUGUUAUCAACUUGAGUUUGUUGGUAGUUCUUCAAAUCGGCACUGGUUUUGUGCAGACAUAUGAGCAAUUUUUGGGAGUACGUGCAAUUUUUGGUGUUGCCAUGGGUGGUGUGUAUGGGUUCUCGUUGGCCACAUCUUUGGAUGAUUCUCCGGUCGAAUGCAGAGGUGUAUUAUCGGGUAUAUUCCAAGAAGGAUACGCGUUUGGAUAUCUCUUGGCGGUGAUUUUCAAUCGCGCCAUCACUGAUAAUUCACCACAUGGAUGGAGAGCAUUGUUCUGGUUUGCAGCGUGUCCACCUGUUCUCUUCAUUGCAUGGAGAUUGUGGCUUCCAGAAACCGAAACAUACCGUCGUCAAAGAGGGGUUGCUAAGGCACGAAAGAAACUAGAAGGCCAUUUGAAAUGGUAUCAGCCCUCGGAAGACACAAAAGACGCUUUGAAAAGAUAUUGGCUCACCAUGAUAUAUUGUGUGUUGUUGAUGGCUGGCUUCAAUUUUAUGUCCCAUGGAUCGCAGGACUUGUACCCCACACUUCUUUCCAAACAGCUCGAGUUUGGCGAGGACAGAUCAACAGUCACCAAUGCCGUUGCCAACUUGGGCGCCAUAUUUGGUGGAACUGUUUGUGGACACGCCUCGACAUUCAUUGGAAGACGCUUGACGAUCAUCUGUGCUGUCAUACUAGGUGGAGCAAUGAUCUAUCCAUGGGCGUACUUGAAAAGUUCUGCCAUCAACGCAGGCGCCUUCUUUAUGCAAGCAGGCGUACAAGGAGCAUGGGGUGUGAUUCCCGUUCAUUUGUCCGAGCUUUCGCCACCAGCUUACAGAUCUUUGGUUGUGGGAUUGUCUUACCAAUUGGGUAACAUGGUUUCAUCGGCAUCUUCGACUAUUGAGUCCAGUCUUGGCGAACAAUUCCCAAUUACUACGACAUCCGGCGAAGCUGCCUACGACUACUCCAAGGUGAUGAGUAUUUUUGUCGGCUGUGUGUUUGGAUAUGUCUUAAUUGUCACGCUUGUAGGACCAGAAAAGCGGGGCGUCGGAUUUGAGACAGAGGGUGUCUUGAUCCAUGCAGAGGAAGCAAUACCAACAGGUCAUGUAAGUGAAUCUGGACUUUCAAAACGCGAGGCAAUAUAUCUGGAAAGCUCUUCCAGCCUGUCGCAAUGAACCUGGGCUAAGAAUCUACAUGAUGGGCAAUAUUGUGGUAUUUCUGUCUUGAAAUAUGGUGUUGGUUUCAGGAUGGCUUUUACAGAUGGUUUCUUGGGCGCUAUGGUGUGAAUAUACUUCGAGAAGGAUG
Messenger RNA from Metschnikowia bicuspidata var. bicuspidata NRRL YB-4993, 1939 nucleotides. RefSeq names its product MFS general substrate transporter. Gene Ontology annotation, biological process: plasma membrane lactate transport. Gene Ontology annotation, cellular component: plasma membrane. The record is from RefSeq and is a predicted model, not a curated record. The transcript has 2 exons. NCBI's taxonomy places the organism in Eukaryota, Fungi, Ascomycota, Pichiomycetes, Serinales, Metschnikowiaceae. Gene Ontology annotation, molecular function: secondary active monocarboxylate transmembrane transporter activity. Bases 235 to 1809 code for a protein of 524 amino acids.